AUGACGGACUCUGAGCCGUCGUAUAUCGAUUAUGAGACCUUCUUGGACCCAAACUUCUCACCUACGUCUUUCGCCAAUUCGCUAGUCCUAGCCACGAACAACCCAUCAGACACGCCCUUAGACCUCUCUACACCGCUUUCAAGAGUGUUGUUCGAUGUGCAAGAAGUUGAUACACAUAUCCACACUUUGACAACGAAAUCCGCACUACCAUUACUUAAUUACACAAAAGACCAGGACGAUGCUGGCCAGCGAAUUGUCAGCGAGGUCGAAGCUCAGGUAGCAAACCUCACAGAUGGCUAUCAACGGCUAGAAAGAGAAGUCAUACAGCGGUACGAAGCUGCAGAUGAGGUCCGCGUUGCCGUAGAAAGGCUAUGGCAGACCGUGAAGAUUGGCCGUGGGGUGGGAAGAUGUCUACUGCUCGGGCGACAGCUUGAGGCUCAGAUGGGUGAAGUUGGCACUGGGAGUGCAGCGAAGAAGGAAGACCACAGGGCCAUGAUACGGGCAGCGAAUACGCUGCUUACUAGUCGCCAACUGCUCGCCGCUUCUGGACCUGAUGAAGAAGGCGAGCAUUUGCUACGCAUCAAUCUCAUUUCGAGUCUCCAAAGUGGCCUCCUCGCUUCUUCUGACAGCAUUUUGCAGAAUCGGGGGCAGCAGGUCAUCCGCGAGUUCUCCAUGUCUUCGCUCGCUCCGUCGCCGAGCGGACCUGCAACUUAUGCCCAAUCCGAAGAGACGAAGGCCCGAACAAUUUCCGCCCUCCUGACUCUCCACCUCCUCUCCCCGCAGCUUCUUCUGUCAGCCCUCCAGUCAUACCUCCGCACAUCUCUAACAUCUUCUCUCGCCUCCAUUGCCAGGGCUCUGGCUAAUCUCCCAAAUCUGGACCGGACCUUACUCGAAGUCUCUGCUCGUUGUCAAAACAUCGUUGCCCUCGAGGCUUUGCUUGAGACUGUCAAAGCUCCUUCUCAUCCAACGAAGGAGACUAAAAACGGUGGAGAGGAGCGAUCAAAUUUCCUGCGGCCUCUACUUGCAGCAUUGGACACUUCGUCAUUGCCAUCGUACUUCUGGCGAAGUUUGGCCGAAGGACUUGCUGGGAGGGUGUCUGACCUGGUAGCCAGAGGAGGCGUGAAUGCAAGAAGCUUGAGGACUCAGAGGGAUAGGGUCAGAGAAAGUAUCAGAGACUGCGUAUUUAAAGGAAGUCAAGGACCUGGCGGCGCACGAGGAAGAGCAGGGGCAUGGGAAAGAGAAGCUGCGGUGAUGGUGGGAAGCGUAAUUGGGGCUUUGGGGAGAUGA
Letharia columbiana is the source of this 1287-nucleotide messenger RNA. RefSeq lists its product as uncharacterized. Bases 1 to 1287 code for a protein of 428 amino acids. Gene Ontology annotation, cellular component: COG complex. The transcript has a single exon. Gene Ontology annotation, biological process: intra-Golgi vesicle-mediated transport. The record is from RefSeq and is a predicted model, not a curated record. Lineage: Eukaryota; Fungi; Ascomycota; Lecanoromycetes; Lecanorales; Parmeliaceae.